This is a messenger RNA of Anneissia japonica, 980 nucleotides long. RefSeq lists its product as uncharacterized. The coding region runs from base 36 to 980 and encodes 314 amino acids. Lineage: Eukaryota; Metazoa; Echinodermata; Crinoidea; Comatulida; Comatulidae. The record is from RefSeq and is a predicted model, not a curated record. The transcript has 7 exons.
UAUGUACAACAGUUGGUUCUAAGACCUUAAAAAAUAUGCGACGAUUUAGUAAGUUCUUAUUAUUUCUCAUCUGGAAAUAUUCAUGUCUAGACGUUGUGGAAACAAAGUGCCCAUUUGUGUGUGUACAUGAUGAUAGUAACUGCUAUCUGAUUUAUACGGAAAGUGGUAAAUGGUACUACAAGAAUGCGGAAAAUUCUCCCAAAGAAAUCGACGUGCACUUUUCGUCGGCAUUGUGCUACAAAUUCAUCCGAGGAUCAUCAAGACAGCAAUCGGCUUAUAACGCUCAAAUUGAAUGCAAACAACAAGGAGGAAACAUUGCAGUAAUAAAAAAUGACCAGCAGUACAAUCAGUUGGUAGAGAGUGUUCUUCAGACAUUGCCUGUAUAUCAAGAAAGUUAUUUCAACGUACACCUAGGGGAAAUAAACGUAGGGACGUGUGCUAAAGUUUCAAUAGAAGACGGGGCACUAAACUUGUUUAAUUCUGAAAAACUUGAAAAGAGCGACUGCAACAAAAAUCAGUCUAUUAACUCUCUUAUGUGCGAGGCUACUACAGAUUUAACCGAUACAUUACGUCCUACACCAAAAAUGAAUUUAUUGCCAACUACAAGUAAAACAACUGCAGACAGUAUUACAAACUUUUAUGUUGAACCAAUGGAAGAAGAUCAAGUAAAGACACCACGCCUAUAUAUUUUAAUACCACUUCUCAUAUUAGUGUUUCUAAUUGCCGUGUCAAGUUUGUUCAUCUGUUGUCAAAGAGGAAUGCGGAAAAGACGUUGCAGUCGUCACAACGAUCAGCUAGCCUUAUCAGGAGUCUCGGAUGAAAAUAUCAAAAGAAAUGAUGUUGGCGACGCAGUGCAAUCAAAUGUAGAAAAUCUUCUUGGAAGUCACAAUGCUGUGGAUAUGCAAAGAAGUGGAGACGAAGUAGAAAAUGAGUACUACACCUCGCCAACUGCUGGAAAUGACAUCCAAGUCCAAUACUGA